Hyaloperonospora brassicae is the source of this 3867-nucleotide messenger RNA. Lineage: Eukaryota; Oomycota; Peronosporomycetes; Peronosporales; Peronosporaceae. The record is from the annotation of a GenBank genome assembly.
AUGGAGACCAAGCAGGACGCGCUCGUGGACGCGAUCCGCGCGAUCAUUGGACCCACUGACGUCUCGCGCACGCGCAUUCUCGCGCUGUUGAAGCAGGCGGGCAACGACCCGAACAAGGCCGUGGACCUCUUUUUCCAGUUGGAGGCAGUGGAGGGCGCGACGGUGGGGGUCAAUGACGUGGAAGGUGCGGACGAAGACGACGUUAGCGGUGCAAAGAGCGAUCAGGGGAGACCAUCAAGGACCGAGGCGCGGCAAAGAGCGGUGGCAAGUGGGGGUAGUGACGCCCGUGCGGCGGGUACAAAGUGGUCAUCGAAAGCCGAAGAGCUCAACGGUCUAUUGGGCGGAGAAGUCAAGCGAGACGUUAUUCUGUCGCUGCUGGGCCGCACGAAGAACAACCUGCAGCAGGCUGUGGAGAUUUAUUUUGCCGAGAACGAAGCAGAGACUGAGUUUGACGAAGAAAGCGACGACGAGGGUGACGUUAGUCGUGGGGCGGUUGCCACUGCAACUGCUACUGCCAAGACGCCGUUGGUGUCGACGAGUCGUGCAACGGAGACCCGGACGGACUUCUCGUUGGCACCGUCAGCUGCUUUGAGGAUUGUCACGCCAACGGCAAGUACGUCAAAGUCUUGUCAGACGCCGUGCCAAUCGUCAGCAGCAUUGCCACAGACCCCUUCAACGUUGACACCGAUCGAAUCGCGACAGUUGACGCCACUGUCGCCGCCAGCUUCGAAGGACCGACCGGCUAUGGAAGAGGCAAAGCUGCCUGUUGCAAUGUCCGAAGAAGAGUCGAUUUAUGGACCUGGGACAUACGAAGCGAUCAUGUUCAGCAGUGACUUGUGCUGGCAGAUCGGCAGCGUAUUUGGCCGCGCAGUGGUGCAGCAAGUGCAGCCUGGCGGACCUGCAGCACUAGCUGGUAUUCAGAAAUCUGACGUACUACUGGCGUUCCGGGACACAGUGCUGAACGAGGGGAAUUGCGCUGCUGUUGUUCAUCACUUGUCCAACGAGCGCGUGCUUGCUCCUUCUACGCUUCGCUUUCGCCGUGCUUCAGAUACUCAUAUAUCUCAGCAGGCUGUUCCGAAGCCCAACGGUGUACCAUGUUCUAAACCGGGAUUUUCUAGUGAUAACUCACCGCAGCGAGACAGUGAUGGGGAUGUAAUAAUGGCGCAGGUGAAUAAUGAUGUGGCCACAAAUGGUACUGUCGAGCCAAAAUACGGCCUGCAGAUGCUAUGCCGGGCCGUGGAGACCAUACAGGAUGCCGUUGCGGGGCCUUCACCUUUGGAGUACAAGGCUUUGGUGGACCUGUUGUUGAAUUCGGAGUUCAACUUGGACCACGCAGUGAACCUUUAUUUGAUGGAAGACCGCAUCGUCAGCGAUUUCCGUGGAAUUGUUGGCUCGGACUGGGACCCGGAAAAUCCGGCGGCGACGACCAUGGGGGCCAGCGAGUCCUAUGCUGCAUCCAUUCCAGCAGGAUCACUCGGACUCACGGUCGAGAACAUUUUGGAGCGAACAAUUGUUGUGGACAUCAAAUCUGGCGGUGCUGCGGAGCGCGCGAAUGUCAAACGCUCUAGCUGGCUCGUCGGUCUGAAUGGUCAGCGAGUCACGCAUUUGACUCACAAAGAGACGCUUCGUUUGAUUGAGACCGCCACGCGUCCACUGCACUUGCAGCUUGUGAUUGUUCCGCCAGACGACUACAAAGCUCUCCGAAGACAGCUAUCCAUGAACAUUCGUCAACAGAAAACGGAGCGUCCGAUUCCUGAGCAGGACCGAAUGUCGUUUCGUGUAUUCCAGAUCAAGAUUCACCAGGGAGUGUUGACUUUUCCCAAGCUUGUAACGAAAGCUUUGUUCCAGUACCUUAGCGCGGAGGAAUAUCAUCCCCCGACAAUGGAUCCACAGUACCCGAAUCCGCUUGAUCGAUUGCUUCUGCCGGCAAAUGAGACUUGGGACGUUGCACUUGUGGAAGACAUUGACACGAUGGCAGAGGAGCGUUCCGGCGAGAUGUGUGCCGAACGCCGGUUUCUGCUGAACCUAUUUGCGUCUAUCCAUGAUUAUGAGGAUAAGGGUGAAAGCACCGUUAUCCGGACCAUCCAGUUCCUUGGCUGGCUGGCGGUACGCACGGCACGAAUGCAGCAGUUUGCGGAUGCGAAGGAACCGCAGUCAGCUGAUGAUGGCGGAGUUUGCAAACGUCAUCGUCACGAGCUGCUACUUGCAGUGGUGCUGCACGUACUCGAGAGCUUAUCAAUUAUUGAGAAUCACGCUACAUGGGACGUCAUGGUGAAUGCAUUGAAGACGUUGAUCUUGUCGUUGACGGACGCCGACGUCGACAAGGUGCUGGUACCGAUGUUCGCUCGACUCAGCAUCAGUUCGAGCCCAACAGCACGCAUCGUACCUGUGGCCCUCCUCUCUAUGGUCUAUCCGCAUGUACGGGGAGACGUACGCGUUCAGCUUCGCGGCAUGCUUGAUCGGAUGUGCAAUGACGACAAUCCGUUAGUUCGUCGCGCUGUAACGUCAGUAAUUGGUGACCUGGCGACUGCGGGUGGUUCUUCUGUGGCUAGCUGGACGGUCCAAUUACUGGAAAAGUCUACGGCAGAUAGCCAUGACAUUGUUCGUAUAUUUGCCGUGAAAAGCUGCAUCACGCUGGCUGUCAUCUUGCGCCGUUUGCUGCACGAAGACAAGAGUGAGCCACACGAAGACGGCGAACAGACACUACGCCUUUUGUAUUGUGAAAUGGUGCCGAUGGUGAACACAUAUACAUCAGACUCGUCUUGGCAGGUACGGCUGGAGACAGCGCGGACAUUGCCUGCGUUCUGCAGAGCGUUUGGCUUGGAGUAUUCUGACGUUUUUGUCGACCAUUUCGUGUCGAUUGUAAGCGAUCCUACUGUCGAAGUUCGCCUUGCCUGCGCUGAAGGUGUUUUCUUCCUUGGGGAGGCGCUGCGCGACACUGCGUUGGAGCAAACACGUGCAUCACAGGCAAAAGACAUGGAUGAACAGAGCAAGUCAGAUGACACGACUUCGGACGUGGACCCUACAUUCCUGGCUGCUGCUCAAGUCAAGUUUGUGCGCAGUGUUUUGCCUGCUACGUACACUCUUGCGACCGACGUGUCCGUGGCUGUACGCCUGGCACUGGCUCAGUCUAUAGGCCGUUCGUUGCAGUACAUUGAUAGCAGUCACUAUGACGAGCUGUUCCCGUUCUUCACUCAGUUCUUGGAUGAAAGCCAAGAUGCUAUGGUGCGUGCAUCGCUGCUGGAGGAGAUGGCGCGCUACUGCGACUGCUCGUCAGAAAGCGUCAUGGCUAUGAUUCUUCCGGCUAUACAGGCCCUGCGUACCUCAGUACAAUGGCGAGUGCGUCUCAAGUUUGUCCAUUGUGUGGCCGCGUGGGCCGAGCGUUAUGAUGGCGCAGCGCUACCUGGUGUCUUUGCUGACGCAUGCUUGGAGUUACUGGGCGAUGCGGUGUAUGAAGUGCGCGCAGUGGUGUGCGAGAAACUUCCUUCGUUGGGGAAGUCAUUGGGUAGUGAGUGGGUGGCGGAACGGUGCGUACCGCGCGUGUCAGCGUGCCUCCGGUCGACGUUCCAUGGACGGCUCACCGGUUUGAUGGCGGUCGAGCUUCUUGCAAGAGAGCUACAGCAGAUGGAUAAAUUAAGCACCGUGAUCGCGAAUGUGGUGGAGCAGUGCACGUCCAAGACAGCGAACGUCCGGUUCCGCGCACUGCGAACUCUUGGACUCAUUGUGCCAAGACUGAACGACCCAAGCACAACAGAAGGUGCUCUAGAGAUUGUGCGUCCUCUGGCUAUUGCUGAAACAGAGCCUGAUCCGGACGUACGCGAGGCUGCUGAAGCAACACAGUCGCUACUGGAGGCCGUGCUAAACUAA